Alnus glutinosa is the source of this 1649-nucleotide messenger RNA. RefSeq names its product protein CUP-SHAPED COTYLEDON 3. The record is from RefSeq and is a predicted model, not a curated record. Bases 305 to 1468 code for a protein of 387 amino acids. Gene Ontology annotation, biological process: regulation of DNA-templated transcription. The transcript has 3 exons. NCBI's taxonomy places the organism in Eukaryota, Viridiplantae, Streptophyta, Magnoliopsida, Fagales, Betulaceae. Gene Ontology annotation, molecular function: DNA binding.
CCCACACACAUGUACACAAACCAACAUCCUCUCAUUUUUAUAACAUUAUUUUCCUUGCUUCUUCUCAAAAAAACAAAAAAUUUCCCCGUUUGGGUAGAGCCGUAGACGCUUUCAGGUGCGCCUCUCUAGGCUCCCCACCAUAUAGCCUUUUGUGAACCCAAAAAUCUCCCUCCGUUAUUAGAGCUCCUCCUUCUCUUACGGUUUCAGUGCUUCUCCUCUUUAUAGUACGUAUUAGAGCAUCUCCUCCCUGCUUGAUUACUCAUUCAGUCAUAAUCACUCUUUUUCUCAACUCUCUGGGGAAGACAUGUUGACAAUGGAGGAGGUUCUGCGUGAGCUCGCUGGGCAAGACAUAUACGAGCAAGGUUUGCCGCCCGGGUUUCGUUUCCACCCAACUGACGAGGAACUCAUCACCUUUUAUCUCGCUUCCAAAGUGUUCAAUGGGAGCUUUUGUGGCGUGGAGAUUGCCGAGGUUGACCUUAACAGAUGUGAGCCUUGGGAGCUUCCAGAUAUGGCAAGGAUGGGGGAGAGAGAGUGGUACUUCUUCAGCUUGAGGGACAGGAAAUACCCAACCGGGUUGAGAACAAACAGGGCAACCGGAGCCGGGUACUGGAAAGCCACUGGCAAAGACAGGGAAGUCUACAGUGCGUCAAGCGGAGCCCUACUUGGGAUGAAGAAGACCCUUGUUUUCUACAAGGGCAGAGCCCCACGUGGCGAGAAGACCAAGUGGGUCAUGCACGAGUACCGCCUUGACGGUGACUUCUCCAAUCGCCACGCGUGUAAGGAGGAAUGGGUGAUUUGCAGGAUUUUUCACAAAACUGGGGAGAAGAAACAUCUGCUUCUCCAAAGACAAAGUUAUGGGCGCCUGGAAGCUGCUUCAUCGCCCAACAGCGUCUCCUUGCCUCCAUUGCUAGAAACCCAAACAACAUUAUUAGAAUCAUGUCAAUUUCAGAGCCCAAUGCAGGGUGUCCAAAAUCCUUUUCUGAUGAGUAACCAGGAAAAUGACAUCAAAAGCCUAUUGAACCCAGCUGUCUCCCAAUCCCACCUAUUCCCAAAAAAUGGGCUGCAACCCUCCUUUUCGCCCAUUCCCACGACAAUCACAAGCACCCCCAUCGAAACAAACAAAAACACAAACACCAACAACCCAUCGCCAUCGCCAUCACCAUCACCAUCACCAUCGAUGCUCUUCAAGUCCCUGCUCUCACAUCAAGAUUGCACUCCUAAGGAACAGCUCACUAUUCAGAAACAGUGCAAGACAGAGGCGAACUUUUCCCUUUUCCAAGCACCAGCCGAUGCCAACUUGCAAUGGAUGGAUAGGAUUCACCCAAACCCAACUCAAUAUCAAAACCCCUUGCUUUUUGAGAUUGAUUGUGGCUUGUUGGGGCUCUCAGCGUUUGCUUCUGCUCCUCUUGCAGAUGCUGCUGCCAAUGACAUGUCCACUUCAAUUGCUUUCAACAGGGCCGGCUUUUAGCUGAUGUUAGAUACUCUGCAGUAUUUCUCGAGAAUCUUGGCCUUCUGAUGUUGAAUUCACCUAGUUUAACUUUUUAUAUUUUUAGUUUUAAAUAUACAUAUCGUAUAUCUAUAGAAUCUAAUGUGUACGUACUGUUACUAUAAGUGUAGAUCCAUAGCCCAUCCAUGCACGCAUCUAUGUA